This is a messenger RNA of Pseudophryne corroboree (corroboree frog), 5038 nucleotides long. RefSeq names its product adhesion G protein-coupled receptor F5-like. Lineage: Eukaryota; Metazoa; Chordata; Amphibia; Anura; Myobatrachidae. Gene Ontology annotation, molecular function: G protein-coupled receptor activity. Gene Ontology annotation, cellular component: membrane. The record is from RefSeq and is a predicted model, not a curated record. The coding region runs from base 9 to 3530 and encodes 1173 amino acids. Gene Ontology annotation, biological process: cell surface receptor signaling pathway; adenylate cyclase-activating G protein-coupled receptor signaling pathway. The transcript is spliced from 17 exons.
AGAACACGAUGGCGACAUUAUCACCAAUUCCUCACCUAUUGCUCUUUCUUCUUUUAUUUGAAACUUUUAUGGCGGAAAAUGUGGACGCUGAUUUCUAUCCAUCUGCGCAUGAACAACACAACUUCAGUUACACAAUGGACGAUCACAUGUCUCUGAUCCGACGCCCGCGUGCAGUUGCAGCCAGUGGUCUCCCAUCAUCCUAUCAGGCCACUUUUGAAAUAAGCUUUCCAGAUCCCAGCUUUGAAGCGGAAAUCAGAAGUUAUCUGCUGGACAUGAGCAUUUACCAGCCGCUGACAUAUGACUCAAUCGCGAUAUCUAGUGUUGACCUUUCACCAGCGUGCAGUAUAAGCGGCUCCACCGCUACAUGCAGUUGUGGGAAGGACUAUGAGUGUAUUGGAACGUCAGGACUGUGCGAUGAUACUAACUGCAUAUGCGUCACUACAAUACCGCUGCAAGAAUUCUGCAUACCAAAGCUUACCAUUGCAAUGUACCCGGAGACACUAUUUCAUGGAGAUACAUUAACUAUUGUUUGUAACUUCACUGAAGUAACAACCAUUUCCUGGUACCUCAAUUCCAAUGAUAUUACCAAUAAUCCAAGCUAUAACACUUCCUACUCUCUACAAGGUACCAGGGUUAGCUACAUGCUGAACAAAAAGAAUGUCAGUGCCUCUGAUGCAGGUACUUACACCUGCGCUGUCACUGUCAACGGAAAUAAUCAAGCACAAAGCACAACCAUUAGUAAAAUUACUGAGCUAGCGAUUGAUCUGUCAGGUAAUAAUGAGACUUUCUGCGAUGGGGCUACAUUUAAUUUGACUUGCUGUACGAAAGGCAUUCCACUUUUAUCUGGGACAUGGACUGUAAACGGGAAAUCCGGAACAUCAAUAAGCAACGCAACCUGCACAACCUACAUUAUAACCCCCAGUGUGGCCGAAUGCACGCCUGCUCCGUCUAGCUCAAUGUACACUUGCAAAUUGCAGAGACGGGAAGGAGCGACAGCUUUAAAGACAAUAACUGUGACAUACUGGCCAAGAGCAACCUUUACAGCAUCACCAAACCGGGCAGUUUCAGCAGGCAAAGUCCUAAGUAUCCGCUGCCAAACUUCUUUCACAGCAAACAGCAUAGACUUGCAAAUACUAAUAGAUACCACUAGUACGGUUCUAAACAGUACAUCCAAUACAAACAGCAACACUUUCACAAUUAGUAAAACGUCUGCCGCAUGGUCCGGCAUCUUCAUAUGUAUCAUCCGUAAGAGCAGUCUGACCAGCUCUGCCAAUAUAACUGUGGAGAUUGUACCAUUGCCGAGCAGUGCAUCAAUACAAGUCUACCCCCUGCAGUCAUAUGUAGGCACUUCUGGAAUAAACCAGCAGCUGAAUUGCUGUGUACGUGACGCUAACUAUACCAUAUAUUUCACAAAUGGCAUUACCAACACACCCGCUACAAAUUCUGCAAAACUUGUAGAUCAGACUUGUUAUAUGUAUAACCUGUACAUCAGCGGUGGAGCUACAGGAAACACAACUAUAAACUGCGUGGUCGUCAACUUGCUGGGUGACAGAGCCACUAGUGCGAAUAUGAUCAUAAGUCCUGUCGAAGAUAGCACAAAAUCUUGCCCUGCAACAGUCAUCCUUCCUGUAACGCCAAAUAGCAAAACAUUUUUGUUGUCCUGCAGUCUUAUUAACCCAUUGCAAUUGGGCAAUAUAAUUUAUACCUGCAACAAUGGGAUUUGGGAUAAUGGAACCAAUGAGUGCUACUCUUCACAGAUUUUCACACAGGUGCAAAAUGUCCAGGACGUGAUAACUGGUCCAGAGGCACAACAGAACAUAGCGAGUGUACUUACAAACAUCACUUCUGUUGCAACGGAGCUGGCAGCCAACAUUUCCAGUUCUCCACAAAAUAUAAAGUACAUGGUGCAGAUAAUAUCUACUAUUUCAACGGCAAACGUAACAGUGAGUCCACCAGUGAUGGAGAACUAUAUCAAAACAGUAGAUAUCGUGAUAAACAACACCAACACUUUGGCAAAAAUGCCUAAUGACAGUUCCUCAGUCCUCCAGUCUGUGGAGAAGUUUGCCCAAAAUUUACAGUUCAACGACUCUGUGAACAUCACGAAUGACCCCACCAGCACUAUCCAGCUCAUCGGAAAAAUAUUACACCCAGGCAUCCCCAGUUAUGGAAAUUUUAUGUUUCCCAAUGUGACUGGUAAUGUGUCCGUCAUAUACAGGUCCAUUCCAGGAAACUCUGGUAGGGUAGUCAGCUUAGCUUACACGUCAAUGAAAGACAUUUUGCCACAGGACAAGCCAAUAAAUGGACUUGUUAUGUCAACAGUUUUGGGUAACAUUCCUAGCAAAGACAUUGAUGAAGAUAAUUUUAGCAUAACAAUGUUAUUUAUUAAGAAUCAUGCAUCGGACAAGACACCGGAAUGCGCCUGGUUCGACUUCGACCUGCAGGUCUGGAACAACAGCGGCUGUUCUACCGUAGAAGGAACCGAUAAUGUUAAUUGCACAUGUAACCACUUAACUUCCUUCUCAGUCCUCCUGGCCGAUGUGCAAGAGUCAUAUCUGGAUAUAAUUACAUAUGCCGGAGUCGGGAUAUCUCUUGGAUGCUUGUUUAUCACCCUGGUCAUUGAAGUCCUAGUAUGGCGAUCAGUUAUCAAAAACAAGACCUCCUAUUUACGCCAUGUUUGCCUGGUAAAUAUUGCCGUAACACUUCUAGUUGCCGAUAUUUGGUUUAUCAUUGGUGCCGCACUGGAGAAAUACCCAUCAUCUCCCGCCUGCCAAACAGCUGCUUUCUUCAGCUUUUAUUUCUACUUGUCUUUGUUUUUCUGGAUGCUGACCAACGGGCUUGUCCUUUUCUACCGUCUCAUCUACAUCUUGCAUGACAUGAGCAGGAGAGUGAUGAUGAUGAUAGCGUUUACCUUAGGAUAUGGGUGUCCCCUCUUGAUCGCCGUUGUGACAGUGGCUUCAACAGAACCCGGGAGAUUUACAAGCCAAAAAUUCUGCUGGCUCAGCUACUACGGUUCCAAAUCAUUCCUGGCGUUUGUUGUGCCGGCUUUAACUAUCGUGUUCAUUAACCUCAUCAUCUUGGCUGUAGUUAUCUGUAAAUUGCUAAGGCCUGUCGUUGGAGAAAGACCGGGACAAGAAGACAGGCAAGUUGUAGUAGUGAUCGCUAAAACCAUUGCAGUCCUCACGCCGCUUCUGGGGACUACCUGGCUAUUCGGUCUCAUCUUGGUUUCCGACCCAACAAAUAAGGUUAUAAAUGGAAUAUUUGCAGCUCUCAACUCUUUCCAGGGUUUGUUCAUUUUGAUUUCCACCGUAUUAUUGGACCAGAAGGUUAGGACAGCAGUGAGAAGCAGUAUCUCAUCGUACUAUUUGAAUACACGCAGGACAAAUGUGCAGACAACAUCGACAAAUUCUUCUACCCCCUCAAAGCCGGUUAAGACAAAAAAUAUUUUUGCCAAAAAAGGUGGGUACAAUUUUUUCGCUGCACAAAGUUCAUCCAAUGAGACGUCUGCGGACUCUUACUCUGUACUCGCAUAAUAAGAAACUGUUAUUGGACGCUGCGCUUAUUACAUGAAGAAACAGAUCAUAUGAUAUUUUAAUGUGAAUUAUUAGAGGAGCUAGGGUCAGAUUGACUUUUGUCACCCGAUAAGGAGUCCUAAAGGAAAAGUACAUAUUGUAUGACAAACUGUAUCAUAUUAUAUGACAUACUGUAUGUCUAUGCAAAAAUAUAUUGCGAUUCACUUCUAGCACUAGAAACGUGUGUUGUGCGCUUUGUGUUUUCUAUUAACACUUCAAGGUUAUAGUUUUCUUAAAAUGUAGUUUGGGGCUUGCUGAAAACGUAUAUGUAGUUGCCCUUCCAUCCAAGGCAAUAUCUAAGAUUAAUACAGUGAUAGCAAUACAUCAAGUUGUCAUUCCACAGAAAUCUGCGUGCAGUACCCACUGUUGGGCAUGACAGUGUGAAAACAAGCAAAUGUGGCACCCCGGAAAGGCAAAGUGGUGUGUUUGUCCCUUUAAGGCUAACUCAGUGUUUGCAGCGGAGGUGAAGUGCUGGUACAGCAGCGGUUAAGGACGGACCUUGGUCCGAUCACAUGUUCCAGAUGGUGAGUGUGGAAUGGACAAUACAGUCGUGGAGCAGAGGAGCCUUUUGGGAAGCAGAAGGAGGAGUCUGAUGGAAGUAAUUGGAGGUGCUGGACAUGCUUAGUGCGGAGCUGAGUAACGAACGCCAACCGCAUGGCCACGCUGUGUGGUGAGAGCAGCGCAACAGAGCACAAGCAGCAGGGUGCUACCGGGAAGCAGAGAGCUGGGUGAGUGAGUGUGAGACGUUGCUUCCGGGAACCAGACACCGCCAUGCCUAUUGAUAUGCGCAGAUGUCGCGGCCAUCUUGUGCAGUAAGGAACCGCUGAGAUAGGUCCAGCUAGUGAGUGCCUCUACCACAGAAGUUCUGAGUGAGUACACAGAGACUGUUAUUGUUACGAGCAACAGGCAAACAAAGUACCAAGCCCAAGUGUCCAUUUGUCACAUGCUGUACAUUGUAAAUGGAACAAGCAGUGUAAUACACCCAUACAACGCAACAUCUUACCAACCAGCCCGUUUGAGUACAGGUAAGGCAAACAUCCCCUGUCUAAGAACUGUUGAGAGAUAUAUGUAGUGAUUGUGGAAGAGAAAGAGACUGAGUCAUUUAUGCAAGUGAAAUUGAGUUACUUUGUCUGGAGUUUAUUUGCACAAGGAAUCCUAAUUAAUAACUAAGCUGUAUUUGUUGAAGGACACUACAAUACCUUCACUAGCAUCAUCCUCUUUGAAGUGAAGUGACAUUCUUACUAACCCAGGAAUUCUUGUGUUCACAUGUGCCAUUCCCCCAUUGCAAAACUAUGGCACCUGAGGAUUUAAAGAGAGCUCCAACAUUAUUUGCAGUGAAGAUUACAACAUCCUUGAUAGGGAAAGUUAGGAAUUUAGAAACUGUCAUUGUGAAUUUUAUUUUUCAUCACUCUUCUCAUCACCACAUUAUUAUUGUGUCAUAUUGGAAUAAAAAUAUAUAUCUGUGAUUA